GCUCUGGGGGUUGUGCUCACCCGGCUGCGAGAGCAUGUGUGUGUUUAGUUGGUGAGAUUUAGACCACCCCCCGUCUCUCCUCUUGCUUUCAGUGAAGAUAGCAGGUGGAUUCCUAUACUAACAAGACGACGCAGAAGAAUCCUGCAUCAGUCGGUGGUCCGCACAUCUGGAAUCAUGGGAGUGGCCCAUGGCAAGAAAGUAGAUCAUAAUCAUCAGAAUCAUAACUCUGGCUGUGCUCAACCACUUAUUGGACCUUGUGAAUCAGAUUUAGUCUAUGAUGUUGGAUUUGUGAUGGACUCCGAUCAGAGGCGGGGAAAAGAAGAGGAGUUGGACCAGAGGCAUCUGCUUCCCGAGCAGACGGACAGCGGUUACUACGACGAGCUCAUCAGGGCCAAAAAGAUCCACAAUCCCAUUAAAGCAUCCAAGAACCACCAGGAGCUCCACAGAGAGCUGAUUUUUACACACAAAAGAGGAGGACUGGAGAAGCCAGAGUUACAGAAAGUUCUGGAACAAAGGAACAAAAAUCAGGUCCUGAAGCAGGAGAAACAACAAAAAGUGGAGAAAUCUCCUUUGGAGCAGGAGUUAUUAAAGAGGCACAUGAGAUUAGAGAAGCUUGAAAGAGAGGUGGAGAAGAAGAGGGAGAUGUCUCAGUGUGCACCUGAGUUCAUCCAGGUCAAAGAGAAUCUGAAGAGCACAGCAAGUAUAUAGUAGCCUACAUCACAAAUAGGGAGCUGUACAUCAGUAUUAUGAAAAAGUUUAAUUAGCACUUGUAAUUUCCUAAUAAACUAAAGUUUUGAUUAAUAUAUUGUAAAUAUUGUGCACCAAAUAAUUUUUUGUUCAAUAUUGCAUUACACUAUUCAGUAUGCAGUACUAUAGUAUUAAAUUCUAGAUGUAACCAUUAAAGGGGACAUAUCAUGAAAAUCUGACUUUUCCAUGUUUAAGUGCUAUAAUUGGAUAUCAACUAGAAAAUGUGAAAAAGAUCAACCCUUAACUUACUUUUGGUAAACCAUUCUCUGCAAGCAUGUGAAAAAAUAGGUCAUUGAAAUUUGGCUCCCCUUGUGAUGUCAGAAGGGGAUAAUAUUGCCUCUUAAUCUGCACUAUCCAACCACGGCACUGCCAUUUAGUGCAGAGAUCAACUCAUUUGCACUUAUAAGAACACACAAAACUGCACAUUUUUGCUCACACCUACAAAGUGUCAAUUUUAACAUGUUAUAAUAAAUGAUCUAUAUGGUAUUUUGAGCUAAAACUUCAAAUACGUACUCUGGGGACACCAAAGAUUAAUUUUACAUUUUUAAAGUCAUGUGAAAUGUCCCCUUUAAAAUAGAAUUGAUUUCUUAUUCUGCUUAAUCUUUUCUUAUAAAUAUUAUGUAAAUAAACCAUUGUUAUCUUAUUAAGUUUUCGAAUCUAUGAUGACAUCAUAAAUCCCAUCAUAUCAUUUAUAUCAUAAAUGUGCUUGACAAAUGUGACCCUGCACCACAAAACAAUAAGUAGCACGGUUAUAUUUGUAGCAAAAGCCAAUAAUACCUUGUAUGGGUCAACAUAUCGAUUUUUUUAAUGCCAAAAACAAUACAUCAAUGGAAAGCUUAUUUAUGCAGCUUUUCAUCUCAUAAAAAAAAAAUGACCCUUAUGGCUGCUUUUGUGGUCCUGUGGUCACAAAUGGCACAGGAUUAGAUUGUUAAUAUUUUGAUAUCGUUCCUAAUAGUAUUUAAAUGAAGGGUUUUUGACAUAUGUAAAACAACUGAAAGUCUGUGUUUGAAAAUCUAAAAUUACCAACCACAGUCUCUGCUUUGCAUAGCACUUUGAUGUGACUUUUAUUUGCAGUGUACACAAAGAUUUUACUGAACACACAAUGCAUAGACAAGGAGUGUUUAUUCAUAACGUGCUACCGCCUGUAAAUCUUCAAGGGUACAAAUCAUUGGCUCUUGACUCUCCA
This is a messenger RNA of Paramisgurnus dabryanus, 1933 nucleotides long. Its product is annotated as protein FAM107B. Lineage: Eukaryota; Metazoa; Chordata; Actinopteri; Cypriniformes; Cobitidae. Gene Ontology annotation, cellular component: stress fiber; neuron projection; synapse. The record is from RefSeq and is a predicted model, not a curated record. Gene Ontology annotation, biological process: actin filament polymerization; regulation of actin cytoskeleton organization; actin filament bundle assembly.